This is a messenger RNA of Ipomoea triloba (trilobed morning glory), 1225 nucleotides long. Its product is annotated as truncated transcription factor CAULIFLOWER A-like. Gene Ontology annotation, cellular component: nucleus. Gene Ontology annotation, molecular function: protein dimerization activity; DNA-binding transcription factor activity, RNA polymerase II-specific; RNA polymerase II cis-regulatory region sequence-specific DNA binding. The transcript is spliced from 8 exons. Gene Ontology annotation, biological process: positive regulation of transcription by RNA polymerase II. NCBI's taxonomy places the organism in Eukaryota, Viridiplantae, Streptophyta, Magnoliopsida, Solanales, Convolvulaceae. The record is from RefSeq and is a predicted model, not a curated record. Bases 144 to 896 code for a protein of 250 amino acids.
AUCCAUAUCUCUCCACCAAUGCCCGCCACAUAACUGCAAGUCUUCAGUAGUAUAGGGAGAAAGAGAGAGAAAUCGAGGGAGAAGACGAAAGAGAUCGGAAAACCGCUUUGCGGCUGCGGCGUUCUCUGCCUCUCGGCGGGGGCAUGGGGAGAGGCAAAGUGCAGCUGAAGAGAAUAGAGAACAAGAUCAACCGGCAAGUAACGUUCUCCAAGCGGCGAGCGGGGCUGUUGAAGAAGGCCAAUGAGAUCUCCGUUCUGUGCGACGCCGACGUCGGCGUCAUCAUCUUCUCCACCAAAGGCAAGCUCUUCCAGUACGCUUCUGAUUCGCGCAUGGAAAGAAUACUUGCAAGAUACGAACGAUGCUCGUAUGCGGAGAGUUUGGCUAAUCCAACUGAUCAAGAAUCACCGGGUAGUUGGAGUCUGGAAUAUGCAAAGUUGAAGGCAAGGAUUGAGUUCUUAGAGAAAAAUAAAAGGCAUUAUAUGGGAGAGGAUAUAGAUUCUUUAAGCCUCAAGGAACUUCAGAAUCUGGAACACCAGAUCGAUUCAUCCAUGAAACAUAUUCGGUCGCGAAAGAAUCAACUCAUGCUGGAGUCCAUUUCCGAGCUGCACAAAAAGGACAGAGCAUUGAAGGAUGAAAACAAUAAACUAGCCAAAAAGAUCAAAGAGAGAGAGAAAGAGAUGGCUGAACAGCCUAACUUGGAGCAACAGGAGAAACAAGACACCAACUCCUCAUCUUCCUAUGUUCCAUCACAGCCCCUCAACUCCUUCAACCUCGGGGAAAUGUAUGAGGCCGCAGGAGAGGACCGAGAAAUUGAGGGCGCUCCGGCGGCUCAGCCUCCGCCGCCGCCCAACAUUGUAAUGCCGCAAUGGCUGCUUCCCCAUCUUACCGACGGCUGAUAAAGCUGCCAAAAACAUGCACGGUGAAGAUUUAUUAGAUUUUCCUAGCCUGCAAAUAUGUAGCUUUUUGCAAAUAUAUAUAAUAAUAUAUGCCAAAAGAAAUAUGGGUAUAUUAUGUUGUAAAAUCUGGAGGGUGGGGAAACACAUAAAGAAAACGAAAAGAAAAAAUUGUGUCGUCAAUUGACAAAUUUUACUUUCGAACAUGGUCUAAAAUGGUGUCGUUUGACACUCGUUUAGUGUAAUUAGUUCCGUUUGUAUAAUAUAUUCAGUUUUAUUUUAUAUACAUUGUAAUUUUAUUUCAGCAUAACUAAAGUUUUAUUUUGUUUCAA